AUGGCUAGUCAACAACGACAAUAUUCAUCGCGAUAUCCAAAUCUAUUAGUUACAGUUAAACAUGAUACAGAAGAAAGAUCGGUAACCGACACUUAUUCAAAUCCACGUGCACGUCGUUCAAAAGAUAAGUACCGUCCAUUCUCUUUUCAACCGAAAAACAUUUAUUACAAUAGUAAUCAUCGACAUCAACAGCAACAAUAUUUCACUCGUCCAUCACAUACAUCACCAAGUCGCCAACAGCAACAAUAUUAUAACAAUUAUAAUCGCGUACAUUAUCAUUACCAGCAUCAACCCAUUCGACCAUUAAUGGAAAUCAAAAAUGACCUAUUUUCAUCUCAUCAUGAUUUAAACGGUGAUGAUGGCGAUAAUGAUAUGACUUAUCAUACAUUCAAACAAAGAGAACCUAAACAACGCGGUCAAUAUCGUAAUCGCAAAGCUGAAUUAGAUUGGGAUCAUGCGUUUGAUUUAGAUCUUAUUGAUUUAUAUACAACACAUAUUGACAGCGAUAGUCAUUCAUUGACAAGUACAAUCAGUUUAAGCGAUCACUCAUUUACUUCUGUCUAA
This is a messenger RNA of Rotaria sp. Silwood1, 564 nucleotides long. The record is from the annotation of a GenBank genome assembly. NCBI's taxonomy places the organism in Eukaryota, Metazoa, Rotifera, Eurotatoria, Philodinida, Philodinidae.